Molecule: messenger RNA, 2043 nt
Organism: Entamoeba invadens IP1
Lineage: Eukaryota; Evosea; Mastigamoebida; Endamoebidae
Exons: 2
Coding region: 1-2043 (680 amino acids)
Source: RefSeq, a predicted model, not a curated record
AUGAACUGCCCAUUAUGCCUCAUCUCACAAAAUACACUUUUCACACUCCCAUGCGGAGAAGCUAUUUGUGAAGAAUGUAUUGACUCCCUUGCGCUUGGUGGAGAACAAUUUGACUGCCCUCUUUGUUCGAAGAUACAUACGUUGGACGAGGUGUACAACCCACAGACACAAAAAGAAGAAGUGAAGGAAACGGCGCAUUUGGAAAUAAAAAAUUCUUUGCUUUUAGAAGAUACUCAAGACGUUCCUCAUACCGUUGACUCUUUUCAAACAAAUGAUAUUAUAACGGAAAAUGUUCACACUAAUACAUUAGCAGAACAACAACAAAGCAUUCAAACAAUACAACCUUCUAUACAAAGUAUUCAAGGAGAAGUCUCACAAGACUUUGAACCAAUCACUUUCAUUAAAGAACUUCCCAAUGAAACAACACAACAAACAAAACAACAACAAAGUGUUUCAAAAGACUCAAAACAACAAGAAAAGACUCAACAACAGUCUCUUGACAUCAUGCUUAACCAAAAAGUCGACUCACAACAGAAACAACCGUUGUUCGAUGUACAAGACUCUGUAUUGGACGAGUUACUCAAAAACCCAGAACCUCAACAAAUCCCUCUCCCACAAACUCUAAUAUUUGAAACGAAUGAUAUUCCUUUGGAUGUACCUCCUUAUGAACCAGAACUUAUCCAACAACCACAACAACCUAUUUGUUAUCUGCCUUACCAACAACAACCAACUGUUACACAAAACAUCGUUCCAAUGCAACAACAAAGCAUUCCUGGUAUACAACAACCCCAACCAAAAACUCAAAAACCACUCCCUCCACCUCCUCCACCAAAACCAAACACUAAGUCAACGAACCCAUUUGAUGAUAUCAAUAAACUCAUUAACUCGACUGGUGGAGACAAACAAAAUGUCGGUGCAGAGAACGAAGAUAUCCCACUGAGGUAUAGAGCAGCGUAUGGUGGGCCGUUGGACAAAUUUGACCAAAAGGAGAAGCCCGCGCUUCCUGGGAAAGCAACGCAACUGAAUAAAACAUAUUUCGAUGUCCCCCAACGCGAAAAACACCAACAAAGACAAUACACAGCACCACAAAGUAAGACACAAGACUACCAACAAUACACAGCAACUACUUUUCAAAAGAAGACGUUCGACUCUCCACAGACUUCAACGGGCUAUCAGAACCCAUUGACGUACCCAGAGAUCAGUGUUCCAUCGACAAAGCCAAUGGAUUUUUCAUUGAAAAGUUCGACGGGUGCACUUCCAGACACAGCGACGGGAAGAGUUGUGUGCUCUUCACAGAACUUCCGAUGUGACAAGUUACCACUGCACUUCAUGCGACAGGAAAUCGACGCGGAGAAGCUGUACAAAAUCUUUAAUAAAUGGAUCUCAGCGGGGAUCUUCUCGUCGAAAAAGCUUGAGGAGGCGAUUAGUAACCAACCUGUGUUGUUCACUGACAUUCAUAUGGUACCUUUCUUGUGGAUGCAAGUCACUUUCAGUUGUGACGGGUGUAUCGGAUAUUAUGAACGACCUCUGAGCCACGUCUUCUGUUUGUGGAACUCGAAUAGUAUGUACAGAACCCUUUUGUUGAACGAGUUGGCAAUUCCUCAAGGGAAGAUCUAUAAGUUUGACCCCAGCGACAAAGAAGCAAAAACGUUGAACGAAAUUGAUAACCCAUCGGUCCUCGCGAAGUUGUCUGGAUGGUUCAAAAACGACACACUUGUGACAAAGGAUAUCCCCAAGCUCAAAUUUGAAGAUUCAAAAGACCCGAUUCAGGCGUAUGUGGACUUUGUGAAGGGGCAGAAUACCCUUUUAACACGAGAGUACAAACAAAACGCCGUUAAGAGUGGGACGAGUGACUAUAUGGCGUCGUGUUCUGUGAAAGUAGUUGACGAGAAGUCGAAGGUGACUCGCAUCUACUUACCUUUCUGCUUCACGUCGUAUUCCUAUGAAUUAAAGAAUGAGCCUGUUCUCAUUAAUGCGGUCAACGGCGAUGUCUUUGGCAAUAAGAAGAAGUCUUGUUUUGGAGUUCAGUGGGAUACGCGGUAA